Soboliphyme baturini is the source of this 792-nucleotide messenger RNA. The record is from the annotation of a GenBank genome assembly. NCBI's taxonomy places the organism in Eukaryota, Metazoa, Nematoda, Enoplea, Dioctophymatida, Soboliphymatidae.
AUGGGUAGUCUGAAAAACAAGAAUUGUUUAUGGCGAAAGUUUUCGACUGAUGCCACAGACCUCGUUGAAAUCAGAACAUUGGUUCAGGAAAGGAAAGCACUGCCACCUGAUGUACCGAACGUCGAACGUUUGUGCACUGCACUGGCGCCUGCUCGUUCUGAUGGAACCAUUGGUGAAUCAAUCGCUUUGGUUACCAAUCACUUUGCGAUGACUGUACCAAACGAUGCGGUGGUUUUUCGUUACGACGUGGACGUGACUUUGUGGAGAGGAUGGAUCCAAGAUUCGCUCACCGGCUCAGUCACGGAUCAUCGUGCCAAAAGAACGCAUGAUAAGUUAGAAAGCCGUCGAAUGUGUUAUGCUCUUUACGAAAAACUGUUCAUCGCAUACCGGAACACGUUCAAGAAUCGAUAUGAAGUGUUCUAUGACGGAAGCAGAAACCUCUCUCCACUAGCAACUUCGUUCAUGAAAAUCAAUGGUGAUGAGGCCGUCAUGAAGAUAAGGCCAUGUCAGCCUUUGUAUGUCAACGCUUCGGACAUCGUCAGUGGUUUCGCCGGAAAUUUCAUAGAUUUUGAUCGCACGGCCCUUCAGAUUUUCGACCUAAUCACAAGCAUGCGGCUGAAUCUUAAUCUCGGAAAGGAAAACUACUCUCAGUUUGGCCAAUUUUACUUUACACCUUUGGGAGCAGUUCGCCUCGGAGCGGGCAAGCAGCUUUACGAUGGUUUGUUCAAAUACGUCAGACCAGUGACUGUCUUUGGGUCGAUGUCUGAGCCAUGUUCUGACGCUUAUCGUUGA